AUGGAUAUGGACGACCCUUGGGGCUCACCGUGGGCCGACGAAUUGAACAAUGAUGAUGGUUUGGGGGUUCGAAGCAUUGACAAUGUAACAGAUGGAAAUCAGGUUGGAAAGGCAAGUGAAGCUUUGAGAAAUAACGUGAAUGCGACUUGGGGUACUUCGGACGAUGGAUUUGGUGAUUGGGAAGAGGACACGGGGAAAAAGAAAGGGGGUUUGGGUUUGGACGGCGCAGCAGAACAAUGGGAUACACCGAAUCGUGGAAGGGAACUGGAGGUGGUAAAGGAUGAUGUUGGAGCAUUAUCGCCGGGUUGGGGUAAUACUUCUCCAAGUCCUGCGCGUGCAGCACCAAAGUUAUCGCCGAGUCUUCUGGAAGAACCUGUUGCAAUUGCUCGAGAACCAUCUCCGGAUCCUUGGGCAAACGCGGUUCAUUCUGAGGAGUCUGCGACGGUUGAAGACAAGCCUAAUUCAGGGGCUACAAUUACGAAUCUUGACACCUUUCAAGAGGUUGUCGAAGAAGCCACCGAUGAGGAUUUCGAAGUAGAGUCUCCCGAAGCAUUCGAAGCAAUUGUGUCGCAACCCGAGGAUUCCGAUGAGACAAAAUUCGAGCCAGUAGAACUUCCCUUUGAUGAAACAGCGGAAACGGCAAUAGGUGGAAUAAAUACAGAUAAUGAGGAAACAAUUGGACUAGGUAUUGAUUUAGAACCUAAGAGUGAUUUAUGCACCGAAAUCAUCGAGGAAGAACAUCGUGAAUCAGACGAUACUGUUCUGCCAUCGACACAGGUGCCCGAGCAUGAAUCUUCGCGACCAUCUUCUUCGCCAUCUGACAUAAGUCAUCACGAUGAACUUCUGCCAGAUUCACCACGAACAUCCUUAGAUGAAGAACCGAAAAGGUCUCGAACCACAAGAGCUGUGUCGCCGGAUGUCCAGGAGCCAGCUAAAGAAUUCGAUGACCCAGCGAAGCCAGAAAAUGAGCUUGUUGCAGAAGAUGCUAAAUCAGAGGAGGAAACUGAUGGUUCGACGGAACCAGAUAAUGAACAUGCUGCUGUAACAGAGUCAGACGCUGCAGAGAAUGAUGAAGAAAUGGAACAGAGCUCCAAUGUCGAAGACCCAAAUGAUGACGACUUUGGAGAUUUUGGAGAUUUCGAAGAGGGGUUUUCGGAUGAUGGAGAAGAAGUUUUGGAAAAUCACAAUUCGAUUGGGCAACCCAUUUCUUCCGAAUUGGCUACACCACCGAACGAAUCUUCGGAAAUCCGCUUGCCGAAAAGACCGACAGGACCCGUUGAUUUUUCUAUUGACCUGACUUCCGUGAAGACAUUGUUCGGGGAAGCCAAGGAAGAUCACAACGAAGCAGCUGAGAAGAUUUUUAUACCCGAUACUAUUAUUGCUGAUACUUUCGCAUCUACUGAGGAACGAAAGAUGUGGUACAGAGUAUCAAGGUAUGGCACUAUGCGAAAAUACAAUACUGGAGACGAUGAAAACUAUGUUCGGAUCUCAUGGGCUCCAUCUCAGGUUAAGCAAGAGACCCAAAAGAUAGUGGCCAGAUGGAUGGAAGAAGAUCGAAAUAAUGGACAUCUGAGUCUUGAUGGUACGAGCAAAGGUGGUUCUCUUUUUGGUUGGAAUGAUCUAAAUGCACCACCUGUUCCAUUAGCAACAAUUCUUGGCUCGAAACGAAAGAGUGUGAAGCUCGAAGCGAAGGUAGCCGCUAAGGAAUCAGUUGAGGUUCCUAGGGAAUCGUCGAAAGAGGUCACUCAAGAUCAAUCCGGGUCUAAGUCUCGUUCACCAUCGAAGCCGAGAGAACGCAGCCCGACCAAUUCAGUGGACUCAGGUGUUAAUAAAAAAGCACCGCCACCGCCUCCCGUCGCACAAUUUGGGUGGGCUUCAUCACCAGCGAUGCAGAACGCUUCUGGUAUCACUCCCCCAGAUACAGGAUCUUUCAUGAAAACUUUCACACUCCCGAUGAACUCUAGCUUUGGAAAUUUUGGGCAAUUAAGUCCUGCUUUACCCAGCCCAGCACCCAAAUCUCCAAUCGAACCACCCCCAAGCUUCGCCCAAGCAGUCAAGAAACCCCGACCAAUUUCAAUGCCACCCCCAUCUACAAACAGCUCGAACGGUAAACCUGCCAAUUUAGCCUUCAUUUCUAACGAUUCAGAUGAUGAAGAAGAAGAUGAUGAAUGGGGCGAAAUGGUUUCAUCGCCCAUUGUUACUGAGGCUCCGAAGUUUCCCACCCGAGUUUUGAGGCAUAAGAAGUCGAUGAGCCUUGGAGAUACACUUGCCAACUCUAUUACUCUUCCAAAUCCCCAGGUUACAAAGCUUCAAUCUGGAUUUGGUCUAAACCCGAAAUCAAGGCUCGAACAAAUUCCUGGACCUAAAAGCCCUAUAACAUUACAGUACCCGCAAUUAUCCGGUACCAUUCCAUCCCCUAUAUCUUCGAAUCCGUCAUUUGUAGAUUUGUGGUCUUCUCCAGCCACUACUCCAGUGCCAAUCCAAUCAACUGCGCUACCCCCUCCGUCACCGGCACUAUCAGCCACAGCAUUUUCCGAUCGCUUGUCACGACCUAUCUUGUCCUCACCAUUAAACACAACCUUCACAGAUACCUGGUCUCAACCUCCUCCCCCUAGCACCUCUGUAUCAGCCCCACCAAUCACAAGCACCUGGUCACAACCCUCGAGUCCCUCGAUGCCACCCCCCUCAACCAGCGCGCAGGAUCCAUGGGCGUCAGUCGAUUUCUCCUUUUUCGAUGCACCAACUCCUGCACCGGCAAUCGCAACAGGACCUGCCCCUAUAUUACUGUCCAAACAAACCACAAAACCAAGACCUCAAUCAUAUCCAGCUCCACCAAAACCUAAGACCGUUACCUUCUCUACUCCUUCGUCUAAAUCUACGCCCUCACCUCCGGUCCCUACCUAUACAAGUCAUGAUUCAAAGACCAAAUUUGAAAUGGAGCAGGAUGAGAUUGUGAAGAGAAUCGUGGGUGGCUUGCCUAAUUUGGGAUAUAUGCUUAGACGAUGA
Botrytis sinoallii is the source of this 3006-nucleotide messenger RNA. RefSeq lists its product as uncharacterized. The transcript has a single exon. Bases 1 to 3006 code for a protein of 1001 amino acids. NCBI's taxonomy places the organism in Eukaryota, Fungi, Ascomycota, Leotiomycetes, Helotiales, Sclerotiniaceae. The record is from RefSeq and is a predicted model, not a curated record.